AUGGCCGACAAGAUUGCGCCCAUCCUUAUGGACCUGCCGUUGGAGGUGCGACACGCCAUCUUCAAGUAUGUAGCUGCGCGCGACGUUGAGCCCCGCAAGCUGCUUCGCUACUGGCUUGAGAAGAAGGAGGUAAAGGCGCUCAUCGCCCAGGAAAUGACCAACAACCCAAAUGCACCUACACCGCAAGCCGUGUAUAGCGACCACGAAGAGUACGAGGUUUAUUUCCACGCGUUGGACAGCGAGUUUGAAGAUGAAGAUGAUGAGGACGACGAAGACGAAGACGACGACAUGGAAGAUUUUAUGAUGCAGCUUAAUGAGGACGAGGAUGAAGACAGUGACGAGGCAGAGCAGGAAUUCCAUGAUGAAGAUGACGAGGAAGCCGAAGCCGACCUCUUAGUAUAUGGAGAUUACCCCGAAGCCGAAGAAGAGGAAGAGAACGCGACCAUCGAUGGCACACACCAAAUUCUGCCCUCGACAAUCACUUUCCAUUUUCUCUCCUCAGACCCGGCCCAGGUGGAAACUAUUGAACAGACAACCGCAAAUGUACAGGCUGCAGAUGAGCUUGAGAAAGAGGCCGAGGAGGUAACAGGCCAAGAUAACAGCGCAAACGUUGAAGAUAUGCAGGUUGAUGUCGACCAAGACGAGGACGAAGACAUGAAUGAAGAGGAUGGUGGUACAGAUGCUGCGACCACCCCAGCCCAACCUCCUCCUCAAGGAACUGUCAUCAGACCACAUCGCAAGUGGCGCCACGUCCCCAAGUUUAUGCGGCUGACUCAAUGUCCACCACCCGUCGAGCUUCUCUUGACGUGCCAGGAAUUGAACAACGAGGCCAAGAAUUGGUUUUAUGAUGUGGCGACUCUGCGCAUCGAUGCCACUGGUAGCUUCGCCCAUACUUCAUUCUUCGAGGAAACCUUCAGCCAGAUCACCGACGCAGCUUUCUCACCCAUGAAGAACAUCCGCAAGGUCGAAGUGACAUUUGUCUGGGACUCCACCUGGAUCCGUGCUGAUACGGCGGGCUGUGUCGGCGCCAUAUUUCCUGCUCUUCUUGGCCAGCGCUCAAGCUUUGUGCAUCGCAUUCUCCUCAUGGCCCCAGAUCUGAAAGAGGUUGUCAUCCACUGGCACGACUCCGCUCAUGACGACGAGAGUGUCAGCCUCAUGCUGGACACUCUAGCACCUUUCCACACGCUGCCUGCUACUAUCCUGAUUCAUGAGCACUACAUUCCCGCUGAUGCAAGGCCAAACAAGCGUAGCACCGCAGGCAAGCGUCGUGUCGAGUUUCAGAACAUCCUCGAUAUGGGUCUGGAUCGACUGUUUUAG
Molecule: messenger RNA, 1317 nt
Organism: Pyrenophora tritici-repentis Pt-1C-BFP
Lineage: Eukaryota; Fungi; Ascomycota; Dothideomycetes; Pleosporales; Pleosporaceae
Source: RefSeq, a predicted model, not a curated record